AAGGAAACGGUCAGUAAUCUCCCGCUCAUACUCAGUGCUGCAUUGGUCUAUCAUACGUUUGUCGUGCUUCGUGCUAUUUUGCUUCCGAGAUGAUGCGCUACGAGUGAUUCGUCCCGAGACAUCAACAUUGCAUCCGUUUGGUUGCUUUCUUCGCAAAUAUAUCGGGAUAGACUAUUUUCAAAAUGGAGUGGCUACAAUUUGUUACGUUAGUGUUAUUUGCAACGUUUGCCAGUGGUCGCGAAACGUGGCAGAAACCAGGAUGCCACAAAGUUGGACACACGCGCAAAAUUAGCAUUCCGGAUUGCGUCGAGUUUUCGAUAACGACCAACGCCUGCCGAGGAUUCUGCGAGUCGUUCGCCGUUCCCUCGGACCCGUUCGCUGUGGGGCAGCACAAGCCGAGCCAACCGGUGACGUCCGUUGGCCAGUGCUGCAACAUAAUGGACACGGAGGACGUGAAGGUGCGAGUGUUAUGCGUCAACGGAAUACGCAAUCUGACGUUCAAAUCGGCAACCAAUUGUUCGUGCUACCACUGUAAAAAGGACUGACGGUUAAUUGAAGCGUAGACAGGCGCACACCGUGGAAUGGGAUCGGACUGAUGACUGUUAUUCUAAUGUGUUAUAAUUGCAAAAAAUAUUUACCUCUGAGCCACCCUUAUGCAUUUGUGUGAUGAUAAUGUGCAAUAGUGUUAAUGAUAAAGUUGUCCUACAGGACUACUUCAGAUGAUUGUAUAUUAACGUACAUUAUUAGCAGAUGGAAUAAAACUAUACACAUAUAUUUUGACAAAGAA
Messenger RNA from Armigeres subalbatus, 787 nucleotides. RefSeq names its product thyrostimulin alpha-2 subunit-like. The coding region runs from base 183 to 545 and encodes 120 amino acids. Gene Ontology annotation, molecular function: hormone receptor binding. The record is from RefSeq and is a predicted model, not a curated record. Lineage: Eukaryota; Metazoa; Arthropoda; Insecta; Diptera; Culicidae. Gene Ontology annotation, biological process: cell surface receptor signaling pathway. The transcript is spliced from 2 exons.